AUGGCAGAACCUCUCUCACGAACCGCCCCAUUCUAUACCAUCCCGCCCCGCCAACUCCUGUCAAUCGAGCAUCCCGCCAUCAUCAAGAAUGUCGACAAGGCCAUCGAUACCCUCCAAGGGAGCGCAGGAAUCAUCAAGGCCCUCACCCCGCCCAAGGCGGAUACCCCAGUCCACCUUCUGCUCCGCCCAGAGGAUGCAAUGUCACGACCCGCGCAGUCAAUCAGCACGCAGUCGAAUAACAUUCUCCUCAAGGUGACUGUUCCCAAGCGGACGGGACGGAAGAGGAAGAGGGGGUCGGAUGGGCCGUUUGUCGAAGAUCCCGCUUGUGUCAAUCCUGGGAAUGCGCCGCCGAGACCUACGGCGCGUGAGGUUCUGCGGACGCUUCGUGAUAACGAGGGGAAGUAUCAGGUUGAGCCUGUUGGGUUGAUUGAGCGGACGCAUGUUUUUCGAGGAAUGCCGGAUUUUGUCUUCUCGACUACAAGCAGUCCGUUCAUCAACCGGGUCCGAGACACGAUAUUGCCCUUUGAUUAUCGAAAGAUGAAGGAGUUCGACCUAGACAUGAGCAAAGGAGCUAUAUCAAAUGUCGACCUCAUCCCGCCUCCAUCAUUUAGCCAUGGAGACCUUCCUUUCAACUACUUCUACCGCCAAAACCCCACAGUCCGCCAAACCCUCGACACAUCCGGCAACAUCACAACCGUAAACACGCAACAAGCUGCCAAAAUCCUCACACACCUCGUCCCCUACGACAUCGAAACAGUCCCAUCCGCCCCGCGACCAAACUGCCCACCCUUUGAAACCCUGGACCCGACCCUCCGCGAGACAAUAAACGUCAUAAACUCCCUCUUCGCCACGCGGCCCGCGUGGUCCCGCCGCGCCCUCCGAAACCAACUCACCACGAUCGAGCAGCGCUACGCCCUCCGCCACGCAAUCCCGCACGUCGGCUACGUCUUCCGCUCGGGACCCUGGCGCGACGCGAUUAUCCGGUUCGGGCAUGACCCCCGGACGGACCCCGCUUCGCGGAUCUACCAGACGACCAUGUUCCGCAUCUUACCUAGGGAAGCCGAGACGGCGCGCGACGGCGCAGGCGGGCGACGACAUACGCUCCCGCGAGCAAACGAGCUAACACCCGAGGCUGCAAGCACGACGACGUCGCACCUGUUUACGGGGAUCCCGCCGCUGCCGCUUGACGGGCGGAUGUGGAUGUUCUGCGACAUCACGGACCCCGUCCUCGCGCGGAUCUUAAAGCCUUCGGAUCCGCUUCCGGAGGGGUUCGUACGUGAGAAAUGUGAUAUUAUGGUUGAUGGGUGGUAUGGGAAUGGGACGACGGCGAAGCUCAAGGCUAUUAUGCGGCAUAAGAUUAUUACGCUAUAUGAGGGGCGGACACCAAAUGACGAUGAUUAUACGCGGAUCUUGGCGUUGCCGGACUGGGCGAGUCCGGAGACGGGGAUGGCGGACUUUUGGCUUGAUCCUUCACAGGCCAGUGCGAAGGAGAUGUCGCUUGCUACGGAGAUUCGGUCGACGAUUAAGGGGGCGGCGACGUGGAAGGAGGUUGCUGGGGGGAAGAGAUCGAUUGUGAAGAAGGAUGGGGAAGGGGGAAAAGGCGGAAAUCAGGCUGGUGCUGCGGAAGGGGAAGGAGAGGAAGAGGAGGAAAGUGGGGUAGAAGACGAGAGUGAGGGGGAGGAAGAGGCGAUUGAGCAGCAGGAAAUCAUGGAAGCAGCAGUUGAAGCAGUGGAUAGGGCUGUGGAAAGGAGGGAAGCCGAGGGUGAGGAUGAAUCCGAUGAUCAUAUGUCGGAUCAAUGA
Messenger RNA from Aspergillus calidoustus, 1800 nucleotides. The record is from the annotation of a GenBank genome assembly. Lineage: Eukaryota; Fungi; Ascomycota; Eurotiomycetes; Eurotiales; Aspergillaceae.